CGGGGAAAAAAAGUUAAAAAAAUAAUUCAGUUCGCUGAUGAUGACUCAGAAUAUGUGCUUUAGGGGCGUGAGCAUACAUUACAGGUGUACAAUUACUCUUGAGCUAUUAACUCCACCAGCACGGUGUGGACGAUCCUGAAAAUGGCACCUCUAACGACGAGUUCUAAUGGAGAAGGCUUCUGGGGGGAAGUAACUUCGACGAUCGACUGGUGCGAGGAAAAUUACGCGGUGACUUCUUUUCUGGCGGAGUUCUGGAACACUAUAAGCAACUGGUUGUUUUUGAUCCCCCCAUUCGUUGGAGCAAUUUUAUCGUGGGAGAACAAGUUGGAGAGACGUUACACCUUUUCGUUCAUUUCACUGUGUGUUGUGGGAAUAGGCUCAUUUUGUUUUCAUGCUACACUGUUAUAUGAAAUGCAGCUUCUUGAUGAACUUCCAAUGAUUUAUGGUACUUGUGUGUUAAUAUUUUGCAUCUGGCAUUGUUCCUAUCGCCCACGGGAGCACAACAUUACACUCUCAUUAAUUCUUAUUGUCUGUUGUGCUAUGAUCACCCUGGUGUAUCUGACUGUUGUGAAUCCACUGAUAUUCCAGUGGGCAUAUGGUAUUCUUGUUGCUACCCUUGUCAUUAGAACUGGUAUGGCUUGUAGAAAACACAAUGGUUCAAAGAAACUUUUGACCAUAUCACUUGUAAGCUAUGCAGUUGGAUUUAUUCUUUGGAACAUUGACAACAACUUUUGUCCAUACAUAAGGGACGUAAGGAAUUCACUGUUCCCUCCUGUCAGACCAUUUGCACAGUUACAUGCAUUAUGGCACACACUGGCGGCCAUAGGAUGUUACUAUCAUGUUCUUUUCAGGUUGGUGAUUGUAAAUAUUUGAUCUGCCCUGUGUGGGACUUCAGUAUAACAUUACUGUGGGGAGAAUUGACUGGUUGUCUCGUAAAUUUACGUUCAUGGGGGGUCUGGGAGCCUCCCCGGGAAAAUUUUGAAAUUUGGGUUCUAAAAAGUGCAUUUCAGUGUAUUUUAAGCAAUCAUGGAUUUGUUCUUUUGUUAAAGAAAAGCAAUUUCACGGAGAAAAGCAUACAUGUAAUAUAUUGUGUUAGUUGAACAGGUUAAUCAUCGUCAUCCGUAUCAAAUUUGAAAAAAAAUAUCAAAAACGUUCUCAUUUUGUGGUCAAUCACGCAUGUAAAAACAGAUGAGAAAGCCAAACGAGAAAAGAGUUUUGCUGGCAUUGAAGGUACUAGAUUGAGGUUUGACAUAUAUUUUGUUAAAAGACAGGUUUUGAAAGGCUUUAACACAGUGCUAGGGGUGGAAAUCAUCGAAUGUGAUGAAGCCUGUGAUUGGUAACCGUUGCAAGCGCAAGCCUGUAAUACUUUGUGAAGUUUCCUGCGGAUUUAAGCUCAGGAUUUUUUCUGAUUAAGCGUGCGGACCGUCAUCAAUAUUUUGAACCUUUGCGGUAGUUUGCGUUUUUUGUUCAUGAUUUCAAAAGUGAUAAAAUUAAUACAAUCAAACUUAAACUUGACAUAUUUUGCAAAAGUUUCGCUUUAUAAUGAAGCCUUGAAAUAGUGCAUGUAUUUAUUCAUACUUCCCUGCUCGAUAAGCUCGCCAGUUUUAUAUCUCACUUUCAAUAUUUACACAAACAUCUUACAGCUGCUGAGUUUAAAGAUUGUGUAAGAUCUUGCAGAGUUUGUUUCUUUUGUUGAAAGAAAUCUUUGCAGUUAUUUGUUCUUGAAAAUCCUCCAUGUGCGAGCCAAGCACUGGGUUGCAUUUUGUUGUGUUUAUAGAACUAAUUAAAUUACAUUCACUGGAGAUAAAAGAACUAAUUUUAAUUAUAUUUUUGAAAGAAAACAACUUAUGACCUUCGUUUGUGUCAUCUCUAUUUUCUUUUCAAUUUAUCCCUGAUACUGAACAGCAAUUGCUGGGUUUUUCGCUUCAUUUUCAGAGGAAAAACAGCUUCAACUUAACCUCGACUGUCAAAUAUUUUAGUGCUGGUGUCACGGCACUCACGUCACAUUUUUGGCGGCAAUUCUCACGGCCUGAAUGAUUUCAGAUUUCUUUUAUCUUACAGCUAUAAGAGUUGUAUUUUUUAAUGGCUACUUAUUUGUUGAGAAAAUUUGACACAUUGUUUUUUUGCUUGAUUUUAUUGACGGAUAGGCUCACAUUGUUACAAAUAAAAGUUUUUCAUAAUUUAUUUACUAUAAGUAGCCAGUGCGCCAAGGAUGACUAGACGGCGAGUUUCGUCGGUCGCCGGAGCUUACGGAGAACUCUGGCAAAGCACAAAAGAAGCUAGAUUUUCUCUCAGCUGGCCUCACGCAAUAACUCUGAUCUUAUCCUUCUUUUAAUUGUACUGUCCAAAUUUCUUCCGUUCAUAUCAUCACUGGAUGAUUCCAUUAGUAUUGAAUAGUAGCAAUGUAUUUGAUUGUCAUGUUAAUAAAACGUACCUUUAAAAAUUAAUAACAAGUUAAUAGUUUAUACAAAAGCAUAAAUCAAUUAAUGUGACUUAAAGCUCUAUUCAAGUAAUUGGUAAAUUCCUUAUUCUGCUGGUAUAAUGCUGAUGGAAAAAGAGGGCUAAUUCUGCCUGAAAUUCUGCUAAGCAAAACACCUAAAAGGCACAUGACAAGCAUUCCUG
Orbicella faveolata is the source of this 2622-nucleotide messenger RNA. RefSeq names its product alkaline ceramidase 3-like. Gene Ontology annotation, biological process: phytosphingosine biosynthetic process; ceramide metabolic process. Gene Ontology annotation, molecular function: N-acylsphingosine amidohydrolase activity. Gene Ontology annotation, cellular component: endoplasmic reticulum membrane. NCBI's taxonomy places the organism in Eukaryota, Metazoa, Cnidaria, Anthozoa, Scleractinia, Merulinidae. The record is from RefSeq and is a predicted model, not a curated record.